Molecule: messenger RNA, 756 nt
Organism: Nannizzia gypsea CBS 118893
Lineage: Eukaryota; Fungi; Ascomycota; Eurotiomycetes; Onygenales; Arthrodermataceae
Exons: 2
Coding region: 1-756 (251 amino acids)
Biological process (GO): nuclear mRNA surveillance; poly(A)-dependent snoRNA 3'-end processing; U4 snRNA 3'-end processing
Cellular component (GO): nuclear exosome (RNase complex); cytoplasmic exosome (RNase complex); nucleolus
Source: RefSeq, a predicted model, not a curated record
AUGGCAGCUCCAACGGCAUCCCUUUCACCGCUCCGGUUCGCCAAUGGGUCGGCAUCAUAUACCUUUCCGGCUGGUGAGAAGAUCCUAGCCUCAGUCAACGGACCUGGCGAAGUAAGUCGACGCGAUGUUCAGAAUCCAGAGGAAGCAACCCUUGAGGUGCUGGUAAAGCCUGGCGUAGGCGUCAGUGGUCCGGGAGAGCGGUAUGUCGAAGGAGUCCUGCGUGGGCUGUUGGGCCGAGUUAUCCUCAUGAGAGACAAAAAUAUGGCGCGCAAAGGGGUGGUCAUUACUCUCGUUGUGGCUGAGAAUCGCAUUGUGGAUGGCAAAGUGGACGUUCGAGGUGGAAGCUACCUCUCGAUACUGCCUUCUCUAUUACAUGCCGCGCUCCUCGGAUUGUUGUCGGCAGGCAUACCAAUGGCUAUGACAUAUACUUCGUGCCUAAUCGCCAUAUCACCUUCAAGCGACUUGCUCGCAAACCCAUCGACGGAGCAGAUAAAAACUAGCACUUCUUUGCACGUUUUGGCAUUUUCCUCUAAGGGGAACCUCCUUCUAAGCGAAAGCCAGGGCUCUUUCAAUUUACAGCAGUGGGAAGAUGUCCACGAUCUUGCAGAAAAGCUGUGCCAUGCUACUGGCACUAACAAUGGGGACGAAGACAUCACAAUGGACGGAGUGGCUGGCAAUACUCCCAAGAAUUUCAUCCAAGAAACGGUUGAAGAUAAGGUUAGAGAAGAAUUUGCUUGGAAGCUUGCAGCUGCUUGA